Cercocebus atys (sooty mangabey) is the source of this 3668-nucleotide messenger RNA. RefSeq names its product E74-like factor 2 (ets domain transcription factor) (gene ELF2). Gene Ontology annotation, biological process: cell differentiation; regulation of transcription by RNA polymerase II. Gene Ontology annotation, cellular component: nucleus. The record is from RefSeq and is a predicted model, not a curated record. The transcript is spliced from 12 exons. Lineage: Eukaryota; Metazoa; Chordata; Mammalia; Primates; Cercopithecidae. Bases 1076 to 2545 code for a protein of 489 amino acids. Gene Ontology annotation, molecular function: sequence-specific DNA binding; DNA-binding transcription factor activity, RNA polymerase II-specific.
GUCGCCGCCGUCGCCUAGGCGGUUGGGGGUCGGUGGGGCGGCGCGGGCGGGGGUCGCUGCGCGGGGCGGCGAGUCUCUGUUUUGUCUCCUCCUCUCCCUGUGGAGCGGCUUGGGCUGCUAGGGAGGCCCCGGCUCCCUCCGGACGCUCGGCCAACGGCGGCGGCUGCUAGUCCGCGGCCCUGCUGAGAGGGAAAAGGACGCCGCGGUCUUCCCAGGCGUCGCGGAGAGCAGUUCCAAAGAACUACUGGUUCAGAUUUUAGCUCUUCCGAAGUUGUGAAAACAGUGAAGGAUGCUUAGACUACUUAACAUACAAACUGGUCUCUGGUUAAUCAUCUUUAGAAGACUGGAUUUCUGGAUAUCUACUGCACUCCAUCUCUAUUGACUUUUAAAACAUGAUAAUGCAAACCUAUAACACUGGCAACCAUCAAUGAACCUUUAAUUUCAUUGAUUAAUAGCGUUUGAAGCUUCCUCAGGGAAUAACAAUGACAUCAGCAGUGGUUGACAGUGGAGGUACUAUUUUGGAGCUUUCCAGCAAUGGAGUAGAAAAUCAAGAGGAAAGUGAAAAGGUUUCUGAAUAUCCAGCAGUGAUUGUGGAGCCAGUUCCAAGUGCCAGAUUAGAGCAGGGCUAUGCAGCCCAGGUUCUGGUUUAUGAUGAUGAGACUUAUAUGAUGCAAGAUGUGGCAGAAGAACAAGAAGUUGAGACCGAGAAUGUGGAAACAGGUGGAGUCUCACUGUGUCACCCAGGCUGGAGUGCAGUGGUGUGAUCUCGGCUCACUGUAACCUCUGCCUCCUGGGUUCAAGCAAUUCUCCUGUCUCAGCCUCCCAAGUGGCUGGGACUACAGAAAUCCUCCCUGUGGCACAAAAGGACUCCUUUAAUUAGAAAAUAUUGUUGCCACAGGGAGGUAGAAGAUCGACAUGAAAAACUGGGGAUCUGAAAAGGAGCCCCUAUCCUAGGAUUACCUGAAGGUGAAACAGAUUGAGCCAGAAGGAAGACAAUGCUGUGGAAGCAUCAGUUCAUAGCAGUAAUGCACACUGUACAGAUAAGACAAUUGAAGCUGCUGAAGCCCUGCUUCAUAUGGAAUCUCCUACCUGCUUGAGGGAUUCAAGAAGUCCUGUGGAAGUGUUUGUUCCUCCUUGUGUAUCAACUCCAGAAUUUAUCCAUGCUGCUAUGAGGCCAGAUGUCAUUACAGAAACUGUAGUGGAGGUGUCAACUGAAGAGUCUGAACCAAUGGAUACCUCUCCUAUUCCAACAUCACCAGAUAGCCAUGAACCAAUGAAAAAGAAAAAAGUUGGCCGUAAACCAAAGACCCAGCAAUCACCAAUUUCCAAUGGGUCUCCUGAGUUAGGUAUAAAGAAGAAACCGAGAGAAGGAAAAGGAAACACAACCUAUUUGUGGGAGUUUCUUUUGGAUCUACUUCAAGAUAAAAAUACUUGUCCCAGGUAUAUUAAAUGGACUCAGAGAGAAAAAGGCAUAUUCAAGCUGGUGGAUUCAAAGGCUGUCUCUAAGCUUUGGGGAAAGCAUAAGAACAAACCAGACAUGAACUAUGAAACCAUGGGACGAGCUUUGAGAUACUACUACCAAAGGGGAAUUCUUGCAAAGGUUGAAGGACAGAGGCUUGUAUAUCAGUUCAAGGAUAUGCCCAAAAACAUAGUGGUCAUAGAUGAUGACAAAAGUGAAACCUGUAAUGAAGAUUUAGCAGGAGCUACUGAUGAAAAAUCAUUAGAACGAGUGUCACUGUCUGCAGAAAGUCUCCUGAAAGCAGCAUCGUCUGUUCGCAGUGGAAAAAAUUCAUCCCCUAUAAACUGCUCCAGAGCAGAGAAGGGUGUCGCUAGAGUUGUGAAUAUCACUUCCCCUGGGCACGAUGCUUCAUCCAGGUCUCCUACUACCAAUGCAUCUGUGUCAGCAACAGCAGCUCCAAGGACAGUUCGUGUGGCAAUGCAGGUACCUGUUGUAAUGACAUCAUUGGGUCAGAAAAUUUCAACUGUGGCAGUUCAGUCAGUUAAUGCAGGUGCACCAUUAAUAACCAGCACUAGUCCAACAACAGCGACCUCUCCAAAGGUAGUCAUUCAGACAAUCCCUACUGUGAUGCCAGCUUCUACUGAAAAUGGAGACAAAAUCACCAUGCAGCCUGCCAAAAUUAUUACCAUCCCAGCUACACAGCUUGCACAGUGUCAACUGCAGACAAAGUCAAAUCUGACUGGAUCAGGAAGCAUUAACAUUGUUGGAACCCCAUUGGCUGUGAGAGCACUUACCCCUGUUUCAAUAGCUCAUGGUACACCUGUAAUGAGACUAUCAAUGCCUACUCAGCAGGCAUCUGGCCAGACUCCUCCUCGAGUUAUCAGUGCAGUCAUAAAGGGGCCAGAGGUUAAAUCGGAAGCAGUGGCAAAAAAGCAAGAACAUGAUGUGAAAACUUUGCAGCUAGUAGAAGAAAAACCGGCAGAUGGAAAUAAGACAGUGACCCACGUAGUGGUUGUCAGUGCGCCUUCAGCUAUUGCCCUUCCUGUAACUAUGAAAACAGAAGGACUAGUGACAUGUGAGAAAUAAAAUAGCAGCUCCACCGUGGACUUCAGGCUGUUAGUGGCAGUACUGACAUAAACAUUUGCAAGGGAAGUCAUCAAGAAAAGUCAAAGAAGACUUUAAAACAUUUUUAAUGCAUAUACGAAAACAAUCAGACUUACUGGAAAUAAAUUACCUAUCCCAUGUUUCAGUGGGAAAUGAACUACAUAUUGAGAUGCUGACAGAAAACUGCCUCUUACAGUAGGAAACAACUGAACCCAUCAAGAAAAAGGAUUGAAAGGGACCAAGCAGCUCACUACGAUAUCAAGUUACACUAAGACUUGGAACACUAACAUUCUGUAAGAGGUUAUAUAGUUUUCAGUGGGAGGGGUUGGGAUGGGUGAUCUUAUUGUUACAUAUAGCAAUUUUUGAUGCAUUUUAUAUGCAUACCAGCAAUUAUUACUGUGUUCGCACAGUUCUCACUUAACUGGUGCUAUGUGAAGACUCUGCUAAUAUAGGUAUUUUAGAAUGUGAAUUGAAGAAUGGAUCCCAAAAACUUCAGAAAGAGGAUAGCAAAAAAAGAUCUAGUGCGAUUUUUUAUAUAUAUAUAUAUAUAUAUACACACACACAUAUAUAUAUAUCAUAUAGCUUAAGCUGAUUUAAAACAAAGGCCUUAGACUAAUUUUCGGUUUUCUUUCUUGAAAUAAGCUAAUGGCUUGUUUGUGUAAAGCUUUUUUAUUAAAAGAAAAAUUUUAAAAAUCUUGUACCUAGCACAGUAUUGUUAUAGAAUUUACAUGUAACAUUUUAUAUGGUAGUUUAAGUCUGUCAGUUUCUUAAUUGUGGACAGAUUAACAGUUGGCUCUGGCCUUUUGCUGUAACAUGCCUGUGUCACUCAGCCCUGGCAUUUGUGCAGACAUAUCAUUUUCAGUUCUGCUGUCACUUGGAAGUUCAGGCUCAGCAUGAAUUUUUGUCAGGUAGCUCUAAUACCUGGAGUUUUCUUUCUUUCUUUCUUUUUUUUUCAGUUGAAGUUUAUGAGGGAAAUACCAGUGUUCAGAUUUGAACUAUAAUAGUUUGUAUAUUCAACAUUUGAAGUAUAUUCUAUUUUGUUGUACUCUUGUUUCAAAGUGUAUUCAAGUAGGUUUUCUGAAAUAUAGAAAUGAAAUUUAUCUUC